AUGAAUGUCAGCACAUCAUGUGUUGAUUUAUUUGUCGAUAUCAAUGAUACUCUUUACUGCUCAAUGUCUGAUUAUGAUCAAGUAGUGAAAAGAUCAUUACAUGAUUCGGUGAUGACUUCAAAUCGUGUUGCUGCUGGAACAGGUAUCCAAGGAUCAGCUUCAAAUGAACUUUCUUAUCCUCACGGAAUCUUCGUCGACGUGAAUUUGGAUUUAUAUGUAGCAGAUUGUCAAAAUGAUCGAGUUCAAUUAUUUCAGUCCGGAGAAUCAAAUGGUAUCACAGUAGCUGGAAGUACAUCACUAAAUCCGACAAUUACACUUCGUUGCCCAACUGGAAUCAUAUUAGAUGCUGAGAAGUACUUAUUCAUUGUGGAUUAUGGUAAUAGUCGUAUUGUUGGUUCAGGCGUGACUGGUUUUCGAUGUUUAGUUGGAUGUCAUGGGAGGGGUUCACUAUCCAGUCAAUUAAAUAGCCCAGUUAGUUUUAGUUUCGACAGUUAUGGAAACAUGUUUGUUAAUGAUCAAUGGAAUAAUCGAAUUCAAAAAUUUUUAUUGAUGAAAGAAUCUUCUAGACUUUCAUUUAAUCAACCAAAGUUUUGUCCUACAGCCACUUGGAAUUCCAAUGGAAUUACUAUCGCUAAUCAAUCGAUUGUUGGUUCAGAUCCUCGUGCAAUUUUUGUGGACACAAAUAACACAAUCUAUGCCGCUAAUCGAGAAAACAACACAAUUAUAAUGUGGCAUGAAGAGAGUGUCAAUCCAACAAAGAUCAUCUACGGUAAUUUUACAAACUCCGAAUCUCUCUUCGUGACAUCGAAUGGUGAUAUUUAUAUUGAUGAUGGUGUUAUUAAUGGUCGAGUGCAGAAAUGGAGUGCAGAAACAAAUACCUUUGUUACAGUGAUGAAUGUCAACUCAUCAUGUGUUGGUUUGUUUGUCGAUAUCCAUGACACUCUUCACUGUUCAAUGCCUGAUUAUGAUCAAGUAGUGAAAAGAUCAUUACAUGAUGCUGUGAUGACUUCAAAUCGUGUUGCUGCGGGAACUGGUAUUCGAGGAUCAGCCUCGAAUCAACUUGCUGGUCCUCGUGGAAUCUUUGUUGAUGUGAACUUGGAUUUAUAUGUAGCAGAUUGUUUCAAUAACCGUAUUCAAUUGUUUCCGUCAGGAGAAUCAAAUGGUAUCACAGUAGCUGGAAGUGUGUCAGUAAAUCCAACAAUUACACUUCGUUAUCCAACUGGAAUCAUAUUAGAUGCUGAGAAGUACAUAUUCAUUGUGGAUAGUUACAAUCAUCGCAUUAUUAGUUCAAGCCUGAAUGGUUUUCGAUGUUUAGUUGGAUGUUAUGGGGUGGGUUCACAAUCCAAUCAAUUGUAUUAUCCAUUUAGUUUUAGUUUUGAUCAUUCUGGAAACAUGUUUGUUACGGAUUCAUCAAAUCAUCGAAUUCAAAAAUUUCGAUAUUUGGAAGAAUCAUGUGGUAAGUUUAGAAUGAUCGAAUAA
Adineta steineri is the source of this 1479-nucleotide messenger RNA. The record is from the annotation of a GenBank genome assembly. NCBI's taxonomy places the organism in Eukaryota, Metazoa, Rotifera, Eurotatoria, Adinetida, Adinetidae.